This is a messenger RNA of Theobroma umbraticum, 2082 nucleotides long. RefSeq names its product sigma factor A (gene SIGA). Lineage: Eukaryota; Viridiplantae; Streptophyta; Magnoliopsida; Malvales; Malvaceae. The record is from RefSeq and is a predicted model, not a curated record. Gene Ontology annotation, biological process: DNA-templated transcription initiation; regulation of DNA-templated transcription. Gene Ontology annotation, molecular function: DNA-binding transcription factor activity.
UAAAAAAAAAAAAAGGGAAAGGUUGUAAUAUUCUGUGGAAGACAGGUUCCAACUGCUACAACCUCUUCUUUUGCCAACUGUUUAGUUCCCACUUCGGAACAACCGUUCUGUUUUCUUCUUCUUCUUCUUCUUGGUUGUUUCAUUUCCUUCUUCUUAAGCUUAUAGCUGGCAGUUUUCUUAAGUUAAGAUUGUCUUAAAGAGAUUAAGCAUACAAGACAACAAGUUUGUUAGCCUAGCCGCCUGCAGAAUAUGCUGUUGAAGAUUUAUAUGAAAUUGUUUUAAAUUGACAAGCUUGUUAAAUUGUGUGAUGGUAAUUGUACCAACGUGAGAAGGAGCUGUAUGAUGGCCACAGCUGCUGUGAUUGGACUUAGCACUGGAAAGAGACUCUUGAGUUCUUCCUUUUCUUAUUCUGAUAUCAUAGAGAAGCUCUCUUAUGCCAAUGAUUAUGGAUCUUCACAUCAUCAAACUUCUUCCACAAAAAGUUUAAUAGUUGCAAAAAAAACAUCUAACUGUAACCAAAGCCUUCCAUCAUCCAAUCGGCGUACGCAGUCAAUUAAAGCUCUCAAAGAGCAUGUGGAUACUGCCUCCAUUGUUUCAACUGCAGAGCCUUUGUUUCAAGGAACCAAUGACUUAGAAGAAGAAAGCUAUAACCUUGACUGCUCUGUGGAGGCUCUUCUUUUGCUGCAGAAGUCGUUGCUGGAAAAGCAAUGGACUCUUACUUUUGAGAGGACAGUGUUCACUGAAUCACCUAGUAGAAAAAUUCAGAAGAAGAUACCUGUUACUUGUUCUGGGGUGUCUGCUCGGCAACGGAGAUUCAAUACAAAGAGGAAAAUUCUGAGCCAAAAUAAAUCAAUCAUACAACCAAACGCUAAGCAGCUAAGAUCUUUGAUCAGUCCAGAGCUGCUUCAAAGUCGUUUGAAGGGUUAUGUGAAGGGUGUAGUAAGUGAAGAGUUGCUCAGCCAUGCAGAAGUUGUGCGCUUGUCAAAGAAAAUCAAAGCUGGACUUUCCUUAGAGGAGCACAGGUUAAGACUGAAGGAGAGACUGGGAUGUGAGCCUUCUGAUGAACAGCUUGCAACUUCCUUGAAGUUUUCGCGUGCUGAGUUACGGUCAAAGUUAAUUGAAUGUUCUUUGGCAAGAGAAAAAUUGGCAAUGAGCAAUGUUCGUUUGGUUAUGUCGAUAGCUCAAAGAUAUGAUAACAUGGGCGCUGAAAUGUCCGAUCUUAUUCAGGGUGGUUUGAUUGGAUUGUUGCGUGGCAUUGAAAAAUUUGAUUCUUCAAAGGGAUAUAAGAUUUCAACUUAUGUGUACUGGUGGAUACGUCAGGGUGUUUCUAGAGCAUUAGUUGAGAACAUAAGAACAUUAAGGUUGCCAACGCAUUUGCAUGAACGACUGGGAUUAAUCCGAAAUGCAAAAAUCAGACUGGAAGAGAAAGGAAUUACACCAACUAUUGAUAGGAUUGCCGAGAGCCUGAACAUGUCUCAGAAGAAAGUUAGGAAUGCUACAGAGGCAGUCAGUAAGGUCUUCUCACUUGACAGGGAUGCAUUCCCCUCUUUGAAUGGUCUUCCUGGAGAGACUCAUCAUAGUUACAUUGCAGAUAACCAUGUAGAAAACAUUCCAUGGCAUGGAGUCGAUGAGUGGGCACUCAAGGAUGAAGUGAACAGACUCAUUACUAUAACGCUUGGAGAACGAGAAAGAGAGAUUAUACGCCUUUAUUACGGUCUAGAUAAGGGAAGUCUUACAUGGGAGGACAUUAGUAAACGCAUAGGUUUGUCCAGAGAGAGAGUCAGGCAAGUUGGACUUGUCGCGCUGGAGAAACUAAAACACGCAGCGAGGAAGAAGAAAAUGGAGGCUAUGCUAGUAAAACAUUGAUUUUGUAUGCUUCAACAUACACAUGGUAAAAAGACUGUAUAUAGAUACAGAAAGGAAAAUUGUAUCUUCGAUUUAUUUUUCCUAUCCAGAGUAACUAUAGUUCGACAAACUUCCUGUAACACGAGUUCAUCAAACUGAUUUCCUGUACGUUGGAGCGAAGAAAAUUCUUUUUUAUGUAUUAUAUUUAUGGAGACAAUAACUGGUUGUGCGUCAAAA